AUGGUGCUUUUAGAGCCUCGCCUGGGGUCUUUUGGCGAAUGCCUCAACUGCACAGCUUUCGAUUUGUAUGACAUCUUCAGCUUUGAGUCUUCCAACCGCAUGCAUCCGAUAAAGUUCCGAGAUGCUUUUGCCAACAAGGAGAUCUGCGCGUUUUGUCGACUACUCGCGCAGACAGCACGCAAAUUCACGCCUCACCAAGUUGUUGACCAUCGAGAGGGAGUACAGGUUACAUUUUCCUUCUCUUUACAGCAUUUUCAAGACACCGCGGCAGAGCUGGGAAGCCGCUUUCUGCACGUUACUAUAUAUCCACCUCCGUCGCCUCUGGAUAUGGAUAAGGAACUUACAUUCCGCCUCGUCCCUUUAUCAGAGUCAUUGCCAGAGUCGUUAUAUCAUCGCAUUGACCAGGAUAAGAUUGACCUCGAUAUCUGCCGCAAAUGGGUCACCAAGUGCGAACGCGAGCAUAAUAGCCAAUGCGGCGCCUUUUCCAGCCCAACGCACUCUCGCCCAGAAUCAUCGUUUCGCCUAAUUGAUGUCGUGGAUGAGUGCAUUGUAGUACCGCCACCCAGCUGUCAAUAUGUUGCUUUAAGUUAUGUAUGGGGCCGGACUCAAUAUUUACAGUUGAAUAGCCAGACCGCGCCUAUUUUGGCUGAAAAGGGCAGUCUAUUCGCUCAAGAAACUCCCGUUGGCCAGACCAUCACGGACGCCGUUACGGUGGUGAAGGGUCUGGGCGAAAGGUACCUCUGGGUCGACCAACUCUGUAUCAACCAAGACGAAUCUGACAAAGCCAUACAUAUCAAGUCGAUGGAUAGGGUUUACGGGGCUGCCUUGCUUACUAUUGUUGCAGCUGAUGGCAUCGAUGCAAACGCCGGUCUUCCAGGCGUUCGACCUGGAACACGGACUCGAAACAUAAAUCAGCUGCAUGAAGAUAUUUGGCCAGGCUUUUCCAUUGCCACCGCUAUUGACCUCCCCUUGGAUCCAGCCGGUUCAGUCUGGGGCUCUAGGGGAUGGACUUUUCAGGAGCAGUUACUGUCUAGGCGUUUGCUACUAUUCUACCAAGGCAGCGUCUUUUGGCAAUGCCGAAAUGCACGUUACUGUGAGGAUGCACCAGCUUUGAUUAAAGCCGAGGCCGAACAAGUACACUGGCUCGAACAGCUGUCGCCUCGUUGGGCACAAGACAAGGCUCCGCUGCAGCACAUUGAGAAGCAGUGGGAUGGAAAUCAAGAGGAUUAUGUGCCGGCUCCCUUGUGUCGUCCCGUCGUCUUUACCGAAUAUGCAAGGGCAGUCAAGGAAUAUACUAAACGGCGGCUCACUUUUUCUGACGACAUCAUAAACGCAUUUGAGGGAAUCUCGAGCCAAUUAAGUCACCACAUGGGAAACAAUUUCCUGGCUGCUCUUCCUGAGAGCUAUAUGGAUAUAGCGUUGCUGUGGACUCCGUCCGUCUUACAAACUCGUCGGAAAAGUGAACAAACACGUUUUCCUAGCUGGUCGUGGGCUGGCUGGAUUGGGCAGGCAGAAUAUGAUGCUCCUGGCCCUGAUGGGAAAGAAUGGAUAGAAUUGACUACAAAGUGGUAUGUCAAAGAUGGACUGACGGCACCUCGUCUAGCAAACGGCGUCGGCAUGGGCAUUGAUGAAGUACCUCUCGGCUGCAAUCUCAGCACCAAUGCGCUCUGCUGGGAUCCUAUAUUCGAGUCUGUCGGAGGGCACUCUGGUACGCGACCUGAAGUCGAGCUGCCCAAUAUGCAAGGCCCAUAUCUCCAAUUCUGGACGAGCUGUUCAUUCUUUACUAUAGUUCACAGAAAGUGGCGCGACCCAGAAUCACUCCAGAUGAAUUCAUCCGUGAGAAAGCCGAUCCAUGCGCAUAUCCACUGCACCAAGGGCAGCAAGCGUCAACUCGCAGGAUACCUGAUCCUCAACGGCGAGGGGCCCAACGAAGUUAUGCAAGGGAAGCAUGAGUUUGUAGUUCUUUCUGGGGCGUUGGCAAAGGGGUUUAACUCCAUUACUGGAAAUGUGACGUAUUCAGACGAGGCGGAAAUGUAUAAUGUUAUGCUGGUUGAAUGGGAUGACCAGCGUCAGAUUGCAAGUCGCUUGGGUACCGGCAGGAUAUUCAAGGAGGCAUGGGAUAUGUCUCUCCCUACCAUUCGAUGUAUAACCCUUGGUUGACAUUUCUUUUUUCUUUCUCUAUCUACUAGAGGUCAAACUUUUUUUUUAUCUCAGACAUUUUUUUUAAGAUAUCCAAUAAUGAUCACAUCAAGCCAGAGGC
Molecule: messenger RNA, 2260 nt
Organism: Trichoderma asperellum CBS 433.97
Lineage: Eukaryota; Fungi; Ascomycota; Sordariomycetes; Hypocreales; Hypocreaceae
Source: RefSeq, a predicted model, not a curated record